Molecule: messenger RNA, 696 nt
Organism: Microthlaspi erraticum
Lineage: Eukaryota; Viridiplantae; Streptophyta; Magnoliopsida; Brassicales; Brassicaceae
Source: the annotation of a GenBank genome assembly
AUGGAGGAAGAACAAAUUAGAAUGAUUAAGAUUAUAGUUUUUGGAGUAAUAACAUGGGGAGUGGCUUUCAUACUCACCAGAAGAAUCUUAUCAAGCUACUCUUUCGACUUCUGCAAUCGUCUUCUCUCCAUGGCUCACGCCACAAUCGCUGUCACAUUAGCUACACUCUCUGUUCAAGAUUGGUCUUGCCCUGUUUGUCCCCGUGCUUCUAAGCCAUCUCCCCAACAGAUGGAUACAAUGGCGUUUUCACUGUCGUACAUGAUCUACGAUCUUAUAUGUUGUCAGUUUGAUCAAGUGAUUAGUAUUGACAAUGCGGUUCAUCAUUUGGUUAGCAUUCUUGGUUUUGUUGCUGGACUUGCCUACCAAAAGUCUGGAUCUGAGAUCGUGGCUACACUGUGGAUAGCAGAGGUAUCGAGUCCUUUUUACCAUUUGCGGGAGAUUCUGAAAGAGAUUGGAUACAAAGACACCAGCCUCAAUCUAGCAGCCGAUGUGUGUUUUGCGACUAUAUUCACACUGGCGAGAAUAGUGUGUGGACCUUUUCUUGUUUACGUUAGUCUAUCAGCUGAUAAUCCCAUCUUCAUCAAGGCAAUGGGAUCAGGAUUACAACUCGUGAGCAUAUUUUGGUUUUAUAAAAUUUUCGGGAUGAUGAGAUAUAAACUUUUUAAGAAGCCAAAGGCAAACAAAAAAUCCGCCUAG